AUGCUUGUUCUUGAUCCAUUGAGACAAGCAUUAUCUGGCGAAGCAUCAUCACAUCAGAUACUUAACUCAAACCGUAUAUCUCAAGAUCCACGAGGUACUGCUCAAUUACCAGCAAAUGAUGAAGUAUCUUCAACAACAACUACUUCAUAUAAUAUUGAAGGUGGAAAUAAUCAACAAAUAUAUGUCAAUGAAUAUCCACAAUAUGAUCCAAAUUUAAGUUAUCAUGGUUAUGAUUUAAGUCGAGAUGUAUCUGAAUAUAAAUUCGGUGCUGAUAAUGGUCCUAAUCAUCAAGAUGUAGCAAAUCGACCUAUUCCACCACCAAGAAAAUCUCAUUCUAAUCAAACUUCUGAUGAUAAAGUUGUAAACACAAAAGCUGAUCGUGGUCAAUGGACUGGUCGUUUUGAUUUUUUCUUUUCAAGUCUUGGUUAUGCUGUAGGUCUUGGUGCUAUUUGGCGUUUUCCUUAUCUAUGUUAUCGAAAUGGCGGAGGUGUUUUUCUUAUACCAUAUUUUAUCUUUUUAUUUCUUCUUGGUAUUCCAUUAUUUUAUCUUGAAACUAGUCUUGGACAAUUUACAUCUCAAGGUGUAGUACAAUGUUGGAGAAUGGCUCCUAUUUUCAAAGGUCUUGGUAUUUCAAUGAGUUUAAUAUCAUUUUUCAUGAUAGUUUAUUAUGCUAUGCUAGUUGGUUAUUCAAUUCUUUAUUUUGUACUUUCAUUUCGUUCGAAACUUGAAUGGGCAACAUGUGGUGCUUGGGCAGGUCCAAAUUGUACAGAUGAUUUUUCAACGUUUGUAAUGCGUUGUAAUUAUGAAAAUACUUAUAAAGAUCCAAAUGGUCGUUGUUAUACAUGGACAAACCAAGGUUUAACACAAAUUGGUUGGUGGAAUAUUGAAAGUCGAAUACAAUAUCGAAAACCUGUUUUACCAUCCGAUGAUUAUUUCAAUAAUUUUAUAUUAAAUAAAUCACAAGGUAUUGGUUAUAUAUCGACUAUGGAAUGGCCACUUGUAUUAAGUUUACUAGCAGCUUGGGUUUUAGUCUUUGCUUGUCUUUGUCGUGGUAUAAAACUCUCAGGAAAAGUUGUAUAUUUUACUUCGAUAUUUCCAUAUGUUAUUCUUCUUAUUCUUGGUAUUCGUGGUUGGACAUUACCAGGAUGUGGUCGGGGUAUAUAUUUUUAUAUGAAACCUGAUUUAAGUCGACUAGCUGAUGGUCGUGUAUGGAAUGAUGCAGCAAAUCAAAUAUUUUUCGUUUUAUCUGUUUCGUAUGGUGGUUUAAUCACGUUAUCUAGUUAUAAUAAAUUUAAUCAAAAGAUACUUGGAAAUACAAUUACUGUUUGCCUUGCUAAUAUAUUAACUUCAAUUUUUGCGGGAUUUGUUAUAUUUGCAUAUUUGGGUUAUUUAUCUUAUAUUACAGGACAAGAUGUUGAAAAUGUCGUAUCAGAAGGUCCUGGUCUUGCAUUUAUUGUUUAUCCCUAUGCAGUCACGACACUUCCAGCAGCACCACUUUGGUCUAUGCUUUUUUUUCUGAUGUUGAUUCUACUGGGUCUAGAUUCGAUGUUCGCUAGUGUUGAAACGAUUGUUGCAGUCAUAACCGAUCAAAUUCAUGCAUUACGUCGAUAUCAUACAUUAAUUACACUUAUUAUUUGUAUAUCUGCAUUUGGACUUGGUUUGCUACUAUGUACUGAUGCUGGUAUUUAUUGGAUAACAUUCUUAGAUCAAUUUAAUAGUUCUUAUCCAGCAUUUACUAUUGGCAUACUGGAAUGUAUUUGUAUUGCUUAUGUUUACGGAAGUAAUAAUUUCCGUAAGGAUAUCAAAGCAAUGGUUGGUCCAAAAAAUAUGGGUGUACGAGUUUUUCGUUUAUUUCAAAUAUGUUGGAUGUUUAUAACACCAAUAAUCAUCCUUGCAUUGAUUAUAUUUACGUCAAUAAAUUUUCCAGCACUUAGACUUGGAAAUUAUAAUUUUCCUCAUUGGUCAUAUAAACUUGGAUGGUGUUUAGUAGCUUUAAUUUUAUCAGGAACUGUAUUCUAUGCUUUAUAUGCAAUAAUACAUUUUGUAUUGAUCGAUCGAAAUUCAUAUCGAGUUUUAAUCAAUCCAGAACCACAAUGGGGACCUCUGUUAGAACAAAAUCGCAAGAAAGUUAAUUAUUAUCAUGGUGGACAUAAAGGAGCUCUUGUUUCAGUAAUUGAUCGACUUAAAAAUCGAACUUUAUCACGAGAAACAUUAGCUAGAUCAAAGAGUACAGACAUCGAUAUUGCUGACAAAGAGGGAUCGAUAUUCGCCCAACGGCCACCAAGUCGAGUCGGAAGUGAAUCUGCUGUCUAA
Molecule: messenger RNA, 2313 nt
Organism: Adineta steineri
Lineage: Eukaryota; Metazoa; Rotifera; Eurotatoria; Adinetida; Adinetidae
Source: the annotation of a GenBank genome assembly